UGUACGACAUGUGCCACCAUCAUUAAUGUAUCAUACAUGGUUACAAACAAUAAAGUAUUGCUAUAUUAUAUGUCAUAGAUCCUGGCUUGGCUUUGCACCCAAUCAAAUAAUAUUUUUUAAUUUAAGUCCUACACACUUUCAUUUUUCUACAAACUAGCAUAAUGGAGCAAUUCUAUGAAGAAAUUGAAGAGCCAGUGAGUCCUCCAGGACAAUAUUUCAACAGUUCUGUGAUAUGUUCCUAUGUUUAUGGCUUUCUUGAAGUGGCAGUUCCGAUUGAUGAUGACAUACCAACUAUAUCCUUGCUUAGAGAUGUCUUCCUCCCCAUCAACCCACGUUUCUCCUCUAUCAUGGUUAAAGACCAAAAUGGUAAAAUGAGAUGGAAAAGAGUAGAAGUGAAGCUUGAAGAGCAUGUAAAGGUUCCCAAAUUUCCAGAAUGCAAUUCACCUGAAUUAUAUGAGCAAUAUUUUGGUGAUUAUGUGACUAGCAUUCUAUGUGAAAGGACACCACAAAACAAACCACUAUGGGAAAUCCAUAUUAUUAAGUAUCCAACAAGCAAUGCUGCAGGCACAGUAAUAUUCAAACUUCAUCAUGCACUUGGAGAUGGUUACUCCCUCAUGGGUGCCCUUCUUUCUUGUCUUCAAAGAACCGAUGACCCUUCUCUUCCACUAACUUUUCCUUCAAGAACAUCAUCAAGUUCACAUACAAAGAAAAGCUUGUUUAGGAGGUUACCCUCGUUUAUCUCCUCUUUUUUUAACUCCAUCACAGAUUUUGGAUCUAGCUUAAUAAAGACAAGAGUGAUUGUAGAUGACAAAACACCCAUAAGAUCUGGAUAUGAAGGAACCGAGUCUAUGCCCUUUACCUUGUCAAACAUAUCAUUGUCUCUUGAUCAUAUCAAAGGAAUCAAGUCCAAGCUUGGAGUGACAAUAAAUGAUGUGGUUACUGGAAUGAUUUUCUAUGGGAUUCGGUUGUACAUGCAAGAGAUUGAUUACAUGGGAAGAAAAGCAAAUUCCACAGCUGUGGUAAUGCUGAACACAAGAAAUAUUAGAGGGUACCAAUCAGUGAAGGACAUGCAGAAAGCAGAGGUGAAAGGUUUAUGGGGGAAUAAGAUUUCUUUUCUGCAAAUACCAAUUCCAAAGCUAAGCCAAUCCACAAUCUCCAACCCUCUUGAACUUGUUUGGAGUGCCCAGAAACUAAUCAAGAGGAAGAGAAGGUCUUUCAGUGUUUAUCUCAUAGGUCUGCUCUUGGAUUUGGAGAUGAAAUUAAGAGGCCCUGAGGCUGUAGCUAAAAUCAUCUACAAAACCCUGGGAAACUCUAGUGUUGUCAUAUCCAACAUAUUUGGGCCAAUGGAACACAUGUCUUUGGCAAAUCAUCCCAUAAGUGGUCUCUAUUUCACCAUGACUGGUGGACCUGAGAAUGUGGACAUAACAAUUAUGAGCUAUGUGAAAGUAUUAAGAAUCACCUUGAGAACACUAAAGGGGUUCGUAGAUGAACAGAAAUUCAAGUUUUGCAUGGAAAAAGCUUUUGAUGUCAUAUACAAAGCUGCUAUGGAGAUCUCUGAGACACCCAACAAGAAUUAAUUGGACAUAUUGUGAUCAUAGCAUUUCUAAAUUCAAGUUCUGCAUGGAGAAAGCCAUUGAUGUCAUAUACCGAUACAAGACACUUGAUUACAUUUUCAAUUUUAAGAAAAUAAAUAAAAUAAUGAUGUGUUAUAUAUAGAAAUUGAUUAGGAUCACGUAGUUAUGAGCCAUCUAAUAAUUUUUCCCAAGCUUUUAAAUGCAUUAUCCGGAUAAGAACAAAAUAUCAAUCAUUCCAGAAAGUGUCACACAUAUAUUCAAAUUAAAAUUACAUAGCUGCUUUUGUUGUUGUUGUUGUUGAGAAAAUUAAUCAUGUAGGUGCUUCAUUAUUGUAUCUUAGUUUUGGAAAAUAUAUAUGAUAUAAUAUGAAGGUUGUUUAAGGCAAUGAAGAUAUAGAACGGUGGAACUAUUCAAAUGUUGUUCCUCUUAUUAUUAAAAAACUUGCCACGUCAUGCUCAUUUAUUUUGGUGUGGAAAAUUUUCAUUUAAUUGAACAUAUAUAUAUAUAUUUCU
Messenger RNA from Cajanus cajan (pigeon pea), 2086 nucleotides. RefSeq names its product wax ester synthase/diacylglycerol acyltransferase 4. Gene Ontology annotation, cellular component: plasma membrane. Lineage: Eukaryota; Viridiplantae; Streptophyta; Magnoliopsida; Fabales; Fabaceae. Gene Ontology annotation, molecular function: diacylglycerol O-acyltransferase activity. The record is from RefSeq and is a predicted model, not a curated record. Gene Ontology annotation, biological process: triglyceride biosynthetic process.